Messenger RNA from Amphibalanus amphitrite, 2581 nucleotides. RefSeq lists its product as uncharacterized. Lineage: Eukaryota; Metazoa; Arthropoda; Thecostraca; Balanomorpha; Balanidae. Gene Ontology annotation, molecular function: DNA binding. Bases 274 to 2415 code for a protein of 713 amino acids. The record is from RefSeq and is a predicted model, not a curated record. Gene Ontology annotation, cellular component: nucleus. The transcript has a single exon.
UUACGGGCGAGGGUUAAGCUUUCCUUUUUUACUAGAGCUACAUAGACUCAUAGAGCUACAUAGACUCAUACAUAGAGCUCUGACAGCCCGAGCCGAGUUUCCCGCUCCUUGUCGAUAAUUGACUUUGCCACUUAACCUUCCCUUCCCGCUCUCCCCUGGCUUUCUUCCCACCCUAGGCUGUCCCUCUCGUCUGCUACCUGUCACUUACCUUGCCGGAGUGUUCCUAUCAUUCGUUUCCUAAAAUACCUGCUCUCCUUUCCUCAGAUACUUACCAUGCCUCGAUCGUACACGAGAAAAACGUCAAGAGGUCAGUGGACGAGGGCGGCGAUGUAUGCCGCGUUGGAGGACGUCCAACAAGGGAAGUCAACUCUAAAGGCUUCUAAGGACCACGGUGUCCCUCGAAGCUCCCUGCAGCGCCGACUGUCGGGACAGUGUCCACUGAAGGCGCCACUGGGGCCACGUAAGCCGGUCUUCACCCCACAGCAAGAGCGCCAACUGAAAAAUCAUAUCAUCGAGAUGGAAAGGAUGUUCUUUGGAUUGACACAGACGGAUGCUCGCCGACUCGCGUUUCAGUACGCGGAAAAGAACAGGCUGAACCACAGGUUCAAGAACGGCAUCGCCGGAAAAGACUGGCUAAUAAGCUUUUUGAAACGCAACAAGGACUUGUCGCUGAGAACCCCCGAGGCGACCUCAGCGGCACGCGCGAAGGGGUUCAACAAGGAAGUGGUGUCGAAGUUUUUUGACAUCCUGGUGGAGGCCGGCAAGAGCGUGAAGGGGCCACACGUCGUCUACAAUGUAGAUGAAACAGGAAUCACGACAGUGCAAAGCAAGCCAAGCAGAGUGCUGGCGCAGAAGGGAAGGAAGCAAGUCGGAAGCUUGACGUCAGCAGAACGUGGGGAGCUGACGACAGCGGUCGUUUGUAUGUCGGCAGUCGGCAACUUUGUUCCGCCGAUGAUGAUCUUGCCGAGGGCCAGAGUGAACAAGAACCUUGAGGAAGGCGCACCACCCGGGACCGUAUUCGAAUACCAUCCAUCGGGCUGGAUGCAGACCGACAUCUUCACCCGCUGGUUCCAGCACUUCAUCCGCCACGCAAAGCCCAGCGCGGAAGAACCAGCACUGCUCAUACUGGAUGGACAUAUGACGCACACCAGAAAUCUGGAUGUGAUCGAGAUGGCCAGGGCCAACCAUGUCACCAUCGUGGUCAUCCCACCUCACACGAGCCACCGCCUUCAGCCGCUGGAUGUGGGCUUCAUGAAGCCUCUGAACACCUUCUACGUCCAAGCCAUCGAAAAGUUCUUGAGGCAGAACCCGGGCCGAGUGGUCACGCUGUACCAAAUCGCCCGACUGUUCGGCGAGGCCUACCUGAAGGCAGCAACCCCGGCAACGGCGAUCAACGCAUUCAAAAAAUGCGGCAUCUUCCCCAUCGACAUGGACGUAUUCGCUGAAGAAGACUUCAGCCCGUCUGACGUGACGCAUCCGGUGCGUCCGUCAACACUCGCCGCAGAAGAGGAGGCAUCGAGUCUUUUGGACGAGCCGACAGCCGGGCCAUCCGGUCUCCAGGCCAGCGAGACGACAGCCGGGCCAUCCGGUCUCCAGGCCAGCGAGCCGACAGCCGGGCCAUCCGGUCUCCAGGCCAGCGAGCCGACAGCCGGGCCAUCCGGUCUCCAGGCCAGCGAGCCGACAGCCGGGCCAUCCGGUCUCCAGCCCAGCGAGACGACAGCCGGGCCAUCCGGUCUCCAGGCCAGCGAGCCGACAGCCGGGCCAUCCGGUCUCCAGGCCAGCGAGCCGACAGCCGGGCCAUCCGGUCUCCAGGCCAGCGAGACGACAGCCGGGCCAUCCGGUCUCCAGGCCAGCGAGACGACAGCCGGGCCAUCCGGUCUCCAGGCCAGCGAGCCGACAGCCGGGCCAUCCGGUCUCCAGGCCAGCGAGACGACAGCCGGGCCAUCCGGUCUCCAGCCCAGCGAGACGACAGCCGGGCCAUCCGGUCUCCAGGCCAGCGAGACGACAGCCGGCACUACCUCGGAGAUCCGCCCGUGCGAUAUACUGCCACUACCUCGGGCAAAUCUGCCGGCAACCUCUGCUGGUGCCAGAAGACGGACCACCCCGGUAGCUGGGCCAGCUAUAUUAACCAGUUCGCCUGUCAAAAGGGCCCUGGAGAACAGCCUGACGAAACGGAAGCCCACACAAAGCAAGAAGAAGAGGACCAAAGCUUGCCGAAAGGGGAGCGGAAAGGAGCGAGGAGCCUGCGCUGCUGAAGCCGUUGUUCCCUGUUUGUACUGUGGCGAGUCCUUUGGUGACUCAGUAGCGGGCGAGGGGUGGGCAUGCUGCACUUGUUGCAAAAAGUGGGCCCAUGAUGAAUGCGCUGGACUGGAUGACAACGAUGCCAACUACGUGUGUGAGUUCUGUGCUCCGUAAAACAUCAGUGUGGACUGUGAUUCACUGGCACUGCGCACAGCUCGGCGGAAUGGCGCGCACGCGCGCGCGUUCAUUGUGUGAAACCGACACCUUUGUCAACGUUUAGCUUAAAUAAGUGUUCAUGUUUUGGUUGGUGUGUUCAAGUUUUGCAUCCGUUUGCCCGACU